AUGGGCCGAGGCACGCUGGGCGAGGUACUCAACCACGGUCCCUGGAAGCGUUGUGCUGACCUGGUCGAAAUCCACUACGUUCACCUCUUAAAGUACGCGCACGAAGCCAAUGAUAACGUCAUGGUGCUGCAGACCGCCGAGCGGGUCAUCCGGAUCACUAUCUCCUUUGCUGAUCUCGCCCUCAUAGACAACCUUACGAACGGCUGGGGUCUCAACGGUCAUACGCCACCGUCUGCGCUUCCGAGAUGUGGUUUGAUGAACCUCCCCGUGGCGCAUGUUGACUCUUCCUACGGUGGCCCGUGA
This is a messenger RNA of Sporothrix brasiliensis 5110, 303 nucleotides long. RefSeq lists its product as uncharacterized. Bases 1 to 303 code for a protein of 100 amino acids. Lineage: Eukaryota; Fungi; Ascomycota; Sordariomycetes; Ophiostomatales; Ophiostomataceae. The record is from RefSeq and is a predicted model, not a curated record. The transcript is spliced from 2 exons.